This is a messenger RNA of Motacilla alba alba, 5218 nucleotides long. RefSeq names its product serpin family E member 3 (gene SERPINE3). Gene Ontology annotation, biological process: negative regulation of endopeptidase activity. The record is from RefSeq and is a predicted model, not a curated record. The coding region runs from base 698 to 1897 and encodes 399 amino acids. The transcript is spliced from 8 exons. NCBI's taxonomy places the organism in Eukaryota, Metazoa, Chordata, Aves, Passeriformes, Motacillidae. Gene Ontology annotation, molecular function: serine-type endopeptidase inhibitor activity.
AAAUGCAGUCUCAUGACUUAGUCUUUGCUCCACUACCUAUUAAAGAAGGAGACAAGACGUUCAUAGGCAGCUUCCAUUCAGGCACUCAGAAGGACACAGAAAGGCAAGACAAUUUACCAGAACUAACUGUGAGUAAAUACAAAGCAUUAGAGGUGCUCUCUAGAGCAAAGGGCAUGGAGAAAGAUUUGUAGGAAAUCCUGAGGUGAGAGAAGGUGCAGUAACUUUUAAAAUAUACUUGUGUACAAUCUUCAAAUGUGGAACUCUGUAAGGAAAGCUAUUCUCUCAUUUUAAGAUUAUUCCUUUAAAUAUGAAUCUAAGUGUCUCUUUAUAUAACGUUGACCAGUGCUUGAUUUCCCAUAAAAAUCUGAUGUGGUGAUUUUGUGCUGCAAGCACUGGAGCCUUUUGCAAAUACCACCUUUUCUUUCGCUGGCAUAAAUUUCACAGAAGGAAUAUCUGGGGGGGAAAUUUGAUGCCAGCCUUUUGCAAACUUGGAUCCAAAGCCCAGCCUGGAGCCUCAAAUUAGAUUUCUGCACUUCACAAAGGGUGGCCUUCCUUCUGGGUAUGCUGGGUGUAACUCCCUUUCUGCUGGCUACAGAAAGGAGCUGUGGGUGCUCAGCAGCAUGGACAUUGCAGCAGAUGAGGUGUCCCAUCAUGUGUGCAGGUAUUAGCUGGUGGAGACUGUUCCCAGAUCGUCUUCAUGUUGCCCAUUUUAUUCUUUGCAUUUAUCCUGUCUGCUUGCUGCAUAAGCAAAGGGAACUGCAUCUCCUAUGAUGAGCUGAGAGAGCUGAAGACUGAAUUUGCCAUCAGUCUCUACCGGCAGGUGUCUGAAGCAGAGAACAGGACCAAUCUGGUAGUCUCUCCAGCAAGUGUGGCUGUUUCUUUGGAGCUGCUGCAGUUUGGAGCUCAAGGAAAUACCUUUAUGGAGCUGCAAGAUGCCCUAGGAUACAGCAUUCAUGAUCAAAGCGUGCAGGAUUUCAUGCACACAGUGGAUGAAGCAGUGACUGACUCCAGCCAAGGCACAGUGGUCCAGCUGGGAUGUUCCCUCCUUGUGGACACGGGUGUGCAGCUCUCGCCCAACUUUGCCGAGCGCGCCGCGCGCUGGGCCAAUGGCAGCCUGCUCCAAACCAACCUCACCGACCCCAACACCACCCACAUACAGGAAUGGAUCACCACUGACCUUGCAGAUGGGGAUAUGCGUGGGAUGACACUGGAGAGCGCUGGGUCAUCACUCAGCCGGGUCACCCUGGUGAGCACACUGUACUUCAGAAGCACGUGGCAAAAAAAGUUUUCCUUCAUGGAUUCCCAGAUGUUGCCUUUUACGACGCCAGAGGGCUCGACCCUGAAAGUGCCUACCAUGCACCACACAGCUGAAGUUAACUAUGGCCAGUUCGAGACUGCAGCUCUGGAGGCUUUCAGCGUGGUCGAGUUUCCCUACCUGGGGGAGAAACUCAGCAUGUUCCUAGUGCUUCCCAGCCACAAAAGAACACCUUUGUCCCAGAUUGAGUCUCACCUUUCUGCCAAAACCAUAACCCUCUGGGCCAACAGCUUGAAGAGAACAAAGAUGGACAUUUUUCUGCCUAGGUUCAGUAUUCAAAGCCUUUUUGACCUAAAGACAGUUCUUUCUGCCUUGGGAAUUAGAGAUGCAUUUGAUCCCAUCACUGCUAAUUUUAAAGGCAUUUCAGAGCAAGAUAGUCUUUAUAUUUCAGAAGUGAUUCACAAAGCAGAGAUUGAAGUAACAGAAGAUGGUACAAAGGCAUCAGGAGCUACAGCAAUGGUCUUACUGAAAAGAUCUCGAACACCUAUUUUCAAAGCAGAUCGCCCUUUCACAUUUUUCCUGAGACAAACUAAUACAGGUAUGCAUGCCCUGCCUUUCAGGAGCAGAAUCCCACACAGGUAGCACUGAAAUCAAUACAAAUAGCACACCAUUCCUCAGUCCAGGAAACUUCAAACAACCACAGAAACAGUGGGGAUUGGGGUUUUAAAGCGUAGAUUUAAAUUUCCUUAAAAAGAAUGUAUAAUAGUCAAAGAAGUCUAGGAAGCAAGAUUAGCCUCUUCUUUGGACAUGAAGUAGUAUGUGCUCAAAAAAUUUCUAUCAAAAUUAUAGGUACUACAGAGAUCUCACAGAUGCUGAACAUUCCAGCAUCAGAAACUGAUCUCUACAGAGCAAUUCAAGUAACAAACAGGCUGGACCAGCUGGAUUAACAUCUGAAGUAGUUAAAAUAGAAACCUUUCCCUAUGAAGGAAACUUAUCCAUGCCCAUACUGAUAGCAAACAGACUUCUCCCAAAAAACAUUUCUUUGCAACUGUUAACUCUUUUCUCGCAAAUGACCUCCCAUAGCCCCCACACAAAAAACACCCAAAAAAACCAAACAGAACUGCAGAGCACAUCUCAGAGUGAAGCAUCACAGUGCUCCUUUAGCUUCAGUAGCGGAUUAUAAAUCUCAUUUCAGACGUCCAAUCACAUUAAGUUACUCCAGAAUGUCUGCCAAAAGAAAACACCCUUUAGCUUGUUGGCAGUAAUAAAGAACUGCAUUAUUCACCAUUUAGCAGCUAUUUGCUACUCUGAAGCAUCAGGCCAAUAUCCAACAACUCUUAUCAUUCUUAACAAUGCAGUAAUUUUGCACCUGAAGUAUUUUCCUACAAAUCGUUCAAACCACCACGGUUUCUCUCGUAACUGGGGUCACAGCCAUUUAGAUUUUCAAGGAACAUAGACGUUUAUGGGGUUCAGUAAAACAUUAGGGCCUAGCACAAAGACAGAAAUAAUUUCCCUUAUCUGCUUCCAAGCAACACACACCGUUCUCUUAGUCAGUGAAUACCUGUGUAUGUAACAUUUUGUUUUAAAAACCCGUAUCGUGAAUUUUGACCACAGUGCAAGCACCCAAAGAGAAAAUUACUGCCUUGGUUGGAAUUUUGUUUUAAAUAUGCUUUGGCAAUCACUACCAGUCAAUGAAUAAAAGUAUUUUACUUGGCAACUGCAGAAUUUUAAAAUAAAAAGGCAUUAAUAAGCUCACCUAUAAAACAUGAGCCACAGACUCUUCAGGAUUAAGAACAAACUUACUUCAGUGAAUAAAAUGGUCAGUUUACAAUAUAUAUAUAAAAUAUAUAAAGAGGAAGGAAAUCAGAUUGUAAAACAGGAUUUUUAUGUGAAGCAUAAACUACAUACCUUCCAAUCAACUCAACAUCAAAAAUACCUUUCUGUAAUUUAAGCUUUUUAAUGCAAAAAGUGAAAACAUUCAGUUGUUUCGUUUGCUCAGACUUAGUAAUUCAAGGUUUUGAGGUAUGGAAAACUUGAACAGGUAAACAAGAUCUACUUUUCAUCCACCUAUCUAAAAGUGCUUAAAACUUUUAUGUCCAUAAAGUUUUUAAUGAAUCUGUAUGUAGACCAAAAGUAUUCAUUGCAUCAAUUUUCUAAUAAUAGCAGAAAUAUGUUUUCCUAUACUUAAAAUAGCAUACUUCUGCUCAAAAUAAUUGAAAAAUUUUAGAGUUUUUUAAUCUGAAUUUCAAGUUUGAGCACAUUGCCUUUGAUGGACAGGCAAGGUAACAGCAUUACAAAUAACCAAACAAAUCCAGUGACUCUGAGGCAGUCAAUUCAUUCUCUUCUGUAACUGAAAUAUGAACACAAAGCAAUGAACUUAGGUUCUGUUUUUCUCAGUGUGAGUUUCAGAUUUUGGCAGGUUCCUGGUUUGGGCUACCAAUGAUUUGGAAAGGUGUUUUUAAUACAGAUUAUUAGAUUAUUUUAAGAGAGGCAUGCAAUUGCAGUCAGUUUUUCCAUACAAGCAAUAAAUGAUUCUAUCAUCUGCUAAUUCCAUGCCUAACUUACAUAUUUAAAUUGUAUUGCACCUAGAAAAUGUGGCCCCAGACUGAAAUAAUGUUAAUAUUGUCUUCAUUUACAGGUUCAGUACUUUUUAUAGGAAGAGUUACAAAUCCUUCAUCAUAAGCACUAAAGGCAUAUACUGACUUCUGCUCCUCCUAUGAUGAGCUUUCCUCCAAUGAAAUUAAAGGCUAUGUUGUAUGUAUUUAUUAAAAUACAUCGUUUUAAGCAUAUCACAGUUUUUUCAUACACAGUUUUAAGCAUAUCACUUUUCCAAGAAUCUCCCCUACCUUAUUGCAUUGUAGACCCCAUUGAAACUUCAAACUGUCUAGGAAUCAUCAGCACCACAACUACAGCAAACACAGUAUCCAAAUAAACAUUUGCAAAAAAGUGGAACAGGUUUAGCCUCCUAAAUAUUUAACAAUAUUCUCUUCAACUUUAUCAUGGCUUAAGUCAGCUUGACUGUUGCUGAGUAUGUAGGUGAUUUGAAUGAAAAUAACCCACACAAAAGCUUUGUGAUGUUAUUUUUUCAAGCACAAUUUCAUUUCCCUGUCCUGAAGUCCAAAGCUUAAGAAUAAAACUGAAAUUCAGUUUGACCUUAGACAGUUAUAACCCAGCUGAUAUAGAAUGUAACAAGUAAGCAGUGAAAUGCUGUGAAAAGAAAAUCAGGUUGAAAGGCUGUUUCAAAACUGACACAAUCACAGAAUCAUUAAGGUUGGAAAAUAUUUCUCAGAUCAUAGAGUCCAACCAUUAACCCAGCACUGCCAAGUCCCCCACUAAACCAAGUCCCUAAACACCACACCUACACACUUUUUGAAGGCUUCCAGGGAUGGCGAUUCUACCACAUGUCAGGGCAGCCUGCUCCAGACAGAGCAGGUAAGAAGCAGAAAUACCCACUCAGUGACCAAAUACUGCUAAAAGAGGCAGCAGCACUACCUCUACUGCCUUUGAAGCGUACACAACAUAGAACAGACAUUCCAGAAGGACGCUGAAUGUGACUACUGGCAUAAUGAAAAAUGGGGAGUGGUUUUCAGCAUCCUGACAAAAUUGGGAUAUGGCAAGUGUUCAGCAACUCAUGGCAUAAGCAUCAGAAACCCAGGCCCAUAAAGAUUUUGGGUGGAGACAGUAAACCACUGACUCCCAAGAAAAGCAUCAGAGAGGACUGUUUUAUUCAGCUCCCACUGAAUCAAAGCCUUGCAGAUAACCCAGAGCAUCCAGCACAGCCGAAAGAUGUGGCCAGUAAAGCAACCAAUGGUAUUUUCUGUCCAGGCAGCAGCACCCUGUUCCCACACUUGUAAACCUGUAAAAUCUGACACAGAAAACCUCUGUGCAGUCUUCCUCAAAGGCUACUGGCCCCUGCUUUGCUACACUGUAUCCCUCAAUAAAACUGCAGGGUUUGUCAUGGCU